AUGACCGCCCUCGGUCGUGCUUCGGGGGUCCGCGCCGGCGGCUGGGGGCACGCGGGGCGCGCCGUGCGGGGACCGCCCCCGCCUCUGCCCGUCCUCUUUGUGGUGUUGGUGGCGGCGCCCGGCACUCGCGCCGCGGGGUACGAGACAUGCCCCACGGUGCAGCCAGACAAGCUGAAUGUUCACCUGCUGGCCCACACACAUGAUGACGUGGGCUGGGUCAAGACAGUGGACCAGUACUACUAUGGGGUUUAUAAUAACCUCCAGCACGCUGGUGUGCAGUACAUCCUGGACUCGGUCAUUUCUGCCCUGCGGGCAGAGCCCAGCCGCAGGUUCGUCUACGUGGAGAUGGCCUUCUUCUCCCGUUGGUGGCACCAGCAGACGAACGCAACCCAGCAAGCCGUGCGGGAGCUGGUGCGCCAGGGGCGCCUGGAGUUUGCCAACGGUGGCUGGGUGAUGAACGACGAGGCGGCCACCCACUAUGGCGCCAUCGUGGACCAGAUGACGCUGGGGCUGCGCUUCCUGCAGGACACGUUCGGCGACGACGGGCGCCCCCGCGUGGCCUGGCACAUCGACCCCUUUGGGCACUCUCGGGAACAGGCUUCGCUCUUUGCACAGAUGAGCUUUGAUGGUGUCUUCUUGGGGCGUGUGGAUUACCAAGACAAAGCAGUGCGGGAGAAGAAGCAGGAGAUGGAGCUGGUGUGGCGGGCCAGUGCCAGCCUGCAGCCCCCGACCGCUGACCUCUUCACUGGUGUGCUCCCCAAUGUUUAUGACCCCCCGAGGUAUCUGUGCUGGGACAGGUUAUGCGAUGACAAGCCUGUGGUGGACGACCCCAGCAGCCCUGAGCACAACACCAAGGAACUGGUUGAUUACUUCCUCAACGUGGCUGCUACCCAGCAUCAGUCCUACCGCACCAACCACACCGUGAUGACCAUGGGUAGUGACUUCCAUUAUGAGAACGCCCACAUGUGGUUCAAGAACCUUGACAAGCUCAUCCGGCUGGUCAAUGCACAGCAGCAGGCAUCCGGAAGCCGCGUCCACGUGCUGUACUCCACCCCCGCCUGUUACCUCUGGGAGCUGAACAAGGCCAACCUCACCUGGUCGCUGAAAGAGGACGACUUCUUUCCCUAUGCCGAUGGCCCGCAGCAGUUCUGGACCGGCUACUUCUCCAGCCGGCCGGCCCUCAAGCGCUAUGAGCGCGUCAGCUACAACUUCCUGCAGGUGUGCAAGCAGCUGGAGGCGCUGGCGGGCCCGGCGGCCAACGUGGGCCCCUAUGGGUCAGGAGACAGCGCUCCCCUAGAGGAGGCCAUGGCGGUGCUGCAGCACCACGACGCCAUCACGGGCACCUCCCGCCAGCUCGUGGCUGAAGACUACGCGCGCCGGCUGGCUGCCGGCUGGGGGCGCUGCGAGGUUCUCCUGAGCAACGCCCUGGCGCGGCUCAGCGGCUCCCAGGAGGCUUUCUCCAUCUGCCCGGAGCUCAACAUCAGCGUCUGCCCGCUCAGCCAGACGUCGGCGAGCUUCCAGGUCACCAUUUACAACCCCCUGGCCAGGAAGGUCAACCGCAUGGUGCGGCUGCCGGUCAGAGCAGGCGCUUUCCUCGUGAAGGACCCCAGUGGCCACGCUGUGCCCAGCGAUGUGCUGCUGCUGCCCCAAGCAGAGGGCCAGAAGCCCAGCCCAGAGCUGCUGUUCUCCGCCUCGGUGCCGGCCCUGGGCUUCAGCAUCUACUCCGUAGCUCAAGUGUUUCCAGAGAAACCCAAGGUCCACAGGGCCCAGCCCAGCCCUGAGAAAUCAGGUAGCUUUGUUAUCCACAAUGAGUUCAUCUGGGCUACGUUCAACCAUGAGACAGGCCUCUUGACUCAGAUUGAGGUCAUGGACCAGAAACUCGUGCUGCCCGUGAACCAGACUUUUUUCUGGUAUAAUGCCAAUACAGGUGUCCUACAAAACGAUCAGGCCUCUGGUGCCUACAUCUUUAGUCCCGAUGGAAUGCAACCAUUGCCUGUGAACAGCUCAGCUCAGAUCCGCCUGCUGAAGACGCCCUUGGUGCAGGAGGUGCACCAGAACUUCUCAGCCUGGUGUUCCCAGGUGGUUCGCCUGUACCGUGGACAGCGCCACCUGGAGCUCGAGUGGACAGUGGGGCCCAUCCCUGUGGAUGACAAGUGGGGGAAGGAAGUGAUCAGUCGUUUCGACACACCGCUGGACACCAAGGGCUAUUUCUACACAGACAGCAACGGCCGGGAGAUCCUGAAGAGGAGGAGGAAUUAUAGGCCCACCUGGAACUUGACCCAGACGGAGCCGGUGGCUGGGAACUACUAUCCAGUCAACACUCGAAUUUACAUCACGGACGGGAAGAAGCAGCUGACGGUGUUGACGGACCGCUGCCAGGGGGGCAGCAGCCUGCAGGACGGCUCCCUGGAGCUCAUGGUGCACCGAAGGCUGUUGAAAGAUGACAGACGUGGUCUGGGGGAGCCGCUGCUAGAGAAGAAGUCAUGGGUGCGGGGGCGCCACCUCGUGCUGCUGGACGCUGUGGGCAAGGCGGCCGUGGGGCACCGGCUGCUGGCAGAGAAGGAGGCCCUGGCCCCGCAGGUGGUGCUGGCGCCGGGUAGGGCCACUCGCUACCACCCCGGGGCUGCCCUGCACAAACAGUUCUCAGGGCUGCGCUGGGCGCUCCCACCCUCCGUGCACCUGCUCACCCUGGCCCGCUGGGGCCCAGACACUCUGCUGCUGCGCUUAGAGCACCAGUUCGCCAGCGGGGAGGACUCAGGCCGCAACUUGAGCUCCCCUGUGACCUUGAAUUUGCUGAACAUGUUCUCCACCUUCACCAUCACCCACCUGCAGGAGACCACGCUGGCAGCCAACCAGCCCCGGGCCAGCGCCUCCAGGCUCAAAUGGACACCAAACACCGGCCCUGUACCCCACCCCUCUGCGCCCCCCUUGGACAGUACCACCAUCACACUGCAGCCCAUGGAGAUCCGCACAUUUGUGGCUUCGGUCCAGUGGAAGGAGGACGUUUGGGUCCGCAGGAACGCCCCCUUCUCAGCCUGA
This is a messenger RNA of Lepus europaeus (European hare), 3039 nucleotides long. RefSeq names its product lysosomal alpha-mannosidase-like. Gene Ontology annotation, biological process: mannose metabolic process. The transcript is spliced from 24 exons. Gene Ontology annotation, cellular component: lysosome. Gene Ontology annotation, molecular function: carbohydrate binding; alpha-mannosidase activity. Bases 1 to 3039 code for a protein of 1012 amino acids. The record is from RefSeq and is a predicted model, not a curated record. NCBI's taxonomy places the organism in Eukaryota, Metazoa, Chordata, Mammalia, Lagomorpha, Leporidae.